This is a messenger RNA of Aethina tumida (small hive beetle), 1251 nucleotides long. RefSeq lists its product as uncharacterized. The record is from RefSeq and is a predicted model, not a curated record. NCBI's taxonomy places the organism in Eukaryota, Metazoa, Arthropoda, Insecta, Coleoptera, Nitidulidae. The transcript is spliced from 6 exons. Bases 309 to 1151 code for a protein of 280 amino acids.
AGCAACGCAAAAUCAGCCUUGAAUCGAGAACCGGUGUUUUGUGGUAAAAAGAAUCGGACACCGAGCACUGUUUUAAUGUUUUGCAAACCACACAAUCGGACAGCAUAUUACAAGUAAAUCGCAUUACAAAUUACCACAUCGACGGACAACCGCGAAGAGAAAAAAACGGGCGCGAUAAUUUCAGUUCGGAACUCGGUGCAGCACAGGAGCGUCUUGCUAAAUCGGACGAAAACCAAGAAAAUGACAUAAAAGUUGGACGCGUCAAGUGUAUAUUAUCAAGUUGAAGAAACAACAAAAAUAAGAAAACCAUGGAACAAAAAGGACUAUUGGUACUUUUGAUAAUUGUUACUGGAGUGGUGGUGCAAGGACAGCUAACGUUUAGGGCUCCACGAAUCAGUCAGUUCUUCGACAGAGUUUCCAACGCAACUUACGAUAUAAUUCGUGGUGGUGUGAACCUGUUUUCUCGCACUACCGACAGGAUAAUCAACACAUUCGCUUCCGUCGAGGACCGUUUGGAAGCCCUGCUUAACGAAUUCCGUAAACGGAUCCUGCAGGGAAUCCCCGAGUUCAACAUACCUGUUCUCGAUCCACUUCACAUCAACCGGAUAGACUUCGAUGUUGUUCACGAUGCAGCCAAGAUUAAAGGCUACGCUUCGAACGUGACAAUAAGACACAUCUCCAAAUUUAAGGUGGAUAAAUUAAAAUUCACUGAUUUGGGACGUAGAGGAUUGAAAUUGGAUUUGAACAUAACCUUCCCGUACCUCACCGUUGUAGGUCUAUAUAAGAUAGAUGGAGAAGUCAGUGAAACGUUUCGUAUUUUCGGUGAAGGACCCUUUUGGCUAAAUUUAACAGAUUUGUCCAUCGGAACGUCUACAGUUCUGAAAUAUACUUUCCCAAGACUGAAAGUUACUGACAUGAACAUUGAUGUUAAGCUUCGGAAAUUGAGUAACAAUUUUGAAAAUUUAAUGUCCGACGAAGAACUGGGGGAACUAUUCAACAAAGCCAUUGCCAGUUUAGCUCCCGAGGCACUAACUAUGUUGUGGCCGGAACUAAAGGCGCCAGUUGAGAAACAAGUCAUGAAAUAUAUCAAUAACAUUCUCGAGAACACGACCAUUGCAGGCCUUGCCAGGAGAUUUUUCAACAUCCCGUAAUGGAAAGUUAUCUAUGAAACCAUUUCUGUGAUCGAAUCUAGUAUGUUUAUUAAUUACUUUCAAAAUUUUAGUGCAUUAAAUAUACUUUUUAUUUAACAUA